This is a messenger RNA of Gavia stellata (red-throated loon), 1889 nucleotides long. It is a transcript of the gene MEX3B, whose product is annotated as mex-3 RNA binding family member B. The record is from RefSeq and is a predicted model, not a curated record. The transcript is spliced from 2 exons. Lineage: Eukaryota; Metazoa; Chordata; Aves; Gaviiformes; Gaviidae. Gene Ontology annotation, molecular function: RNA binding. The coding region runs from base 207 to 1889 and encodes 560 amino acids.
AACCGGAUUGCACUGAGAGGAGGAAAAAAAAAAAGCAAAAAAGAUACAAAAUAUACAAGCAAAAGGCAACAACUCCCCGGUCUCCAGCAGUCGCCCACCCUCCCCUUCCUUCUCUCCUGCUGGCCAUCUGCCUUGGGUUUUCCUUUGUGUCUGAUCUUUUACUACUGAGCCGAGUGCAGGAGGAGGGUGCAACACACACAGGGACUAUGCCCAGCUCGCUUUUUGCAGACAUGGAGAGGAACGGGAGCGGCGGCGGCGGCGGCGGCGGUGGUGGUGGUGGAGGGGGAGAGACCCUGGAUGACCAAAGAGCCCUUCAGAUCGCCCUGGAUCAGCUCUCCCUGCUGGGGCUGGACAACGACGAGACGGGCUCCAUUUACGACAGCGAGCCUCGGAAAAAGAGCGUGAACAUGACCGAAUGCGUCCCGGUGCCCAGCUCGGAGCAUGUCGCUGAGAUAGUGGGGAGACAAGGUUGUAAAAUCAAAGCUCUGCGGGCAAAGACCAACACCUACAUCAAGACCCCGGUUCGCGGGGAGGAGCCGCUCUUUGUUGUGACGGGCAGAAAGGAAGAUGUGGCCAUGGCCCGCAGGGAAAUCAUCUCGGCGGCCGAGCACUUCUCUAUGAUCCGAGCCUCGCGGAACAAGAACACGGCCCUGAACGGCACCGUUCCCGGCCCCCCGAACCUGCCCGGCCAAACCACCAUCCAGGUGCGGGUGCCUUAUCGCGUGGUGGGCUUGGUCGUGGGGCCCAAGGGGGCCACCAUCAAGCGCAUCCAGCAGCAGACGCACACCUACAUCGUGACCCCGAGCCGGGACAAGGAGCCGGUCUUCGAGGUGACGGGCAUGCCCGAGAACGUGGACCGGGCCCGGGAGGAGAUCGAGGCGCACAUCGCCAUGCGCACCGGCGGCAUCAUCGAGCUGACGGACGAGAACGACUUCCACGCCAACGGCACGGACGUGGGCUUCGAGCUGAACGGCACGGGCAGCCUCUGGAGCAAGCCCACGCCGCCCAGCAUCACGCCCACCCCGGGCCGCAAGCCCUUCUGCAACUACCGCAACGACAGCUCCAGCUCGCUGGGCAGCGCCUCCACCGACUCCUACUUCGGGGGCGGCACGGGGGGGGGCGGCGGCGCGCGCCUGGCCGACUACAGCCCCCCGAGCCCGGCGCUGAGCUUCACCCACAACGGCAACAACAACAACAACAGCGCCAACGGCUACGUGUACGGCGGGGGCGGCGGCGGCGGCGACGUCCUCUCCUCCCCGGACUGCUGCUCCGAUCUGCCCUUCGACUCGCCGCCCGGCUUCGACCUGGCCCCCGCCCCGCCGCCGGGGGCCGCCCUCAUCUGGCCGCAGUUCGAGCGCGGCCCCGCCGCGCCCCCCUCGCCCGCGCCCUCGCCCGCCGCCGCCGCCUUCCCGGGCGCCGCGCCCGCCAAUGCCAACCUGGCGCUGCUGGUGAGCGGCCCCCGGCGGGGCGGUGGCGCCCCGCCCCCGGCGCGGCUCUCCCCGCCCCUGCACGGCAGCGCGGCGGGGCCCGAGCACCCGCUGGCGCGGCGGGUGCGCAGCGACCCCGGCGGGCGGCUGCUGGCCGCCUCCUACCCGCUGUACGCCAACGGGCUGGGCGCCCACCUGCCGGGGCUGCCCUCCGACUCGUCAGCCUCCUCCUCCUCCUCCUCCAGCUCCUCGUCCAGCUCCUCCUGCUCGUCGUCCGGCGUGCGGCGGAAGGGCAGCCGCGACUGCUCGGUGUGCUUCGAGAGCGAGGUGAUCGCGGCGCUGGUGCCCUGCGGCCACAACCUCUUCUGCAUGGAGUGCGCCAACCGCAUCUGCGAGAAGACGGAGCCGCAGUGCCCCGUCUGCCACAGCGCCGUCACCCAGGCCAUCCGCAUCUUCUCCUGA